CCAACGUGGAGGAUACAUUGAUUAUUAAUAUUGGGUAGCGACUAGCGACCUUCCAACUUUUGGGUGCACCUCACUCACUCCUUUUUCAAUUUCCAUUUCAGCUCUGCGCUUCAAGCUUCAAUCCACCAACAAAGAUUUUCCCUGAAUAUGGGGGCCAAGCAUUUGGCACUGGUUUUCUGUUUAUGGGCUGUAACAUGUUGUUCACUUCUUCCUUCUUUCUCAUUUGGACUUCUGAGAGUUGGUCUGAGCAAAAGGCCUCUUGAUCUUCAAAGUAUUAAUGCUGCUAAAAAGGCGAGAGAAGUCUUAAUGUCUGGAAGGCCAAUCAUGGGUGCAUAUGAGAAGUAUUUUGUUGGGUCAAAUGGUGAAGAUAUAGUACCUUUGAAGAAUUACAUGGAUGCUCAGUAUUUUGGCGAGAUCGGAAUCGGCACACCUCCACAGCCCUUUACUGUCAUAUUUGAUACUGGCAGUUCCAACCUUUGGGUUCCAUCCUCCAAGUGCUAUUUUUCUCUUGCUUGCUAUACACACAAUUGGUACAAGCCAAAGAAAUCUAAAACAUACAUAAAAAAUGGAACAUCAUGUAAAAUAGCCUAUGGUACUGGAUCAAUAUCUGGUUUCUUCAGUCAAGAUAGUGUUAAAGUCGGUGAUGCUGUUGUCAAGAAUCAGGAUUUCAUUGAAGCUACUCGUGAAGGAAGUCUUACCUUUCUGGCAGCGAAGUUUGACGGCAUACUUGGGCUUGGAUUUCAAGAGAUCUCAGUCGAGAAAUCAGUGCCAGUAUGGUACAAGAUGAUGGAUCAAAAUCUUGUCAACGAGAAGGUAUUCUCUUUCUGGCUCAGUGGGGAUCCAAAUGCGAAAAAGGGUGGUGAACUAGUUUUUGGUGGGGUUGACCCUAAGCACUUCAAAGGAGAACACAUUUAUGUUCCAGUUACUACAAAAGGUUACUGGCAGAUUGAGAUGGGAGAUUUUUAUAUUGGAGGUGUUUCAACAGGUGUUUGUGAGGGUGGCUGCGCUGCAAUUGUGGACUCUGGAACAUCCUUGCUUGCUGGUCCAACUCCUGUUGUGGCUGAAAUCAACCAUGCUAUUGGUGCUGAAGGAGUUCUGAGUGUAGAGUGUAAGGAAGUUGUCUCUCAAUAUGGAGAGUUGAUCUGGGAUCUUUUAGUGUCAGGGGUACAACCAGGAGAAAUAUGCUCGCAAGUUGGGUUAUGCUCUAGCAAAAAGAGUGUUGGGAUUGAGAUGGUGACCGAAAAGGUUCAGAGUGAGGUGUCUGCCAAAGAUACUCCUUUGUGUUCUUCUUGUCAGAUGCUUGUGAUUUGGAUCCAAAAUCAACUAAGUCAAAAGAAUACGAAGGAUAGAGUAUUCAACUAUGUAAAUCAACUUUGUGAGAGCCUGCCAAGCCCAUCUGGAGAGUCAGUGAUAAGCUGUGAUAGUCUUUCUCGGAUGCCAAACAUUACCUUUACUAUUGGCGAUAAACCUUUCGUUCUUACACCAGACCAGUAUAUCUUGAGAACUGGAGAAGGCAUUACAGAGGUCUGCCUUAGUGGGUUUAUUGCUCUUGAUGUUCCUGCUCCAAGGGGACCUCUCUGGAUUCUUGGGGAUGUUUUCAUGAGGGUCUAUCACACUGUCUUUGACUACGGGAAUCUCCAAGUUGGUUUUGCUAAAUCUGCUUAACCAGAUUUAUGGAGGAUUAUCUUCCAUGAUGUUGUAAUAAUAUUGCUCGUGUUGUAAUUUGUAAAGCAACUCUUAAAACUUGUUACUACUAUAUUUCAGGUUCACUUUGUGAUUCCACAAAUGUAUUUAUGAAUGUAGGAUAAAAUAGUAAAAUACUGUGCUUUUUACAUUAAGAGAGUUUCAUUUCAUUCCAUGUUUAA
Molecule: messenger RNA, 1865 nt
Organism: Arachis duranensis
Lineage: Eukaryota; Viridiplantae; Streptophyta; Magnoliopsida; Fabales; Fabaceae
Product: aspartic proteinase
Exons: 14
Coding region: 148-1665 (505 amino acids)
Biological process (GO): lipid metabolic process; proteolysis
Molecular function (GO): aspartic-type endopeptidase activity
Source: RefSeq, a predicted model, not a curated record